AUGUGGCUUCAAAAAGCAGAUGCAUUGAACAAGACAAGAGGAAAUGGGUUCAUUGCAAUUGCCAUAGACAAUGAGAAGGGGAGCCAAAAUGCUUUGAAGUGGGCAGCUGACAAUCUUAUCACCAAGGGCCAGACCAUUGUCCUGAUCCAUGUCGUUCACGAUGGGGGAAGCCAUUCUAUCAUUUGUGAAAGCAACAACUCACCACGCGCACAAAAGCUCGAGAAGCAAACUAAGGAUCUGUUCCUUAUCUUCCACUGCUACUGUGCUCGUAAAGAUAUACCUUUCCUAGAUGUUGUACUCGAAGAUACAGAUACAGCAAAAGCAUUAACAGAAUUCGUUUCCUAUGCUGCAAUAGAGAGCUUGGUUCUUGGUACAUCACGACAUGGAUUUAUUAGAUUCAAGACAUCAAGCAUCCGAAGUGGUGUAUCAAAAGGGGCACCAGAUUUCUGCACUGUAUAUGCGGUCUCCAAACGGAAGGUGUCUUCAGUACGAAAUGCUUCUCGUCCGGCCCCCUAUGUUUCCCCACUACUUGACCACAUCAAGAGACUAAAUAACAACACUGUGAAAUCUUCUCCCGCUCUCUCCAAACAGUACAACAGUUUGAAUGCCAUGACUGAACACAGGUCACGAGUCACAAGAGGAGGAGGAAGAGCUUCGAAUGCAAAACCCCAUCUGGACAUGUCAGAAUCAGAUACCGACAUAUCAUUUGUAAGCUCCGGGAGGUCAAGCACUGAACGGACGUCUACUUCUCUCUACGAUUUUAGUGAUUCGGAUAAAACCUCUCGGUUUUCAACCAGCACAGAUCAAAGCCUUGGAUCAAUCCGGUCAGGACAUAGGUUCAAUGAUCUCAACCUUUUGGGCGAUCAAACAUCAUUCUCGGAGAGCAGUAGGACAUCGUCUUCAUGGUCGUCACAAAACUUGGAUGAUGUGGAAACUGAGAUGAGGAGGUUGAAGCUGGAGCUGAAGCAAACAAUGGACGUGUACAGCACAGCAUGCAGAGAAGCAGUUACAGCAAAACAAAACGCAAUGGAGCUGAAACAUGGGAAACUUGAAGAGGAGAGAAAGUUAGAAGAGGCAAGACUGUCUGAGGAAGCUGCACUGGCAACAGCAGAGAAAGAGAAAGCCAGAUGCAGGGCAGCCAUGGAAGCAGCUGAAGCAGCAAAGAGGAUUGCUGAGUUGGAGUCACAAAGAAGAGCAAAUGCAGAAAUCAAAGCUCUCAAAGAAGCAGAGAAAAUAAGGAAGGUUUUGGAUAAUCUAGCCCAAAGUGAUAUCAAAUACAGAAUAUACACUAUUGAGGAGAUUGAAAUGGCAACAGAAUUCUUUGCUCAAUCUCGCAAGAUUGGGGAAGGAGGAUAUGGCCCUGUCUAUAGGUGUUACCUUGAUCAUACACCAGUUGCAGUAAAGCUUUUGCGUCCAGAUGCCGCUCAAGGGAGAUCACAGUUUCAGCAAGAGAUUGACAUACUUAGCUGCGUAAGGCAUCCCAAUAUGGUACUCCUUCUUGGAGCCUGUCCUGAGUUUGGCAUCCUAGUCUAUGAAUACAUGGCUAACGGGAGUCUAGAUGACUGCCUUUUCCGUAAAGGAAGCGGUACUGUUCUCUCUUGGCAACUCAGGUUCAGAAUUGCCUCAGAAAUCGCCACUGGGCUACUCUUUCUCCAUCAGACCAAGCCAGAGCCGUUAGUUCACCGUGACCUCAAGCCAGGAAACAUUUUGCUAGACCACAACUUUGUCAGUAAGAUUAGUGAUGUUGGAUUGGCCAGGCUCGUACCUGCAGUAGCUGAAAAUGUAACACAAUGCUGCAUGACAUCAACAGCAGGAACUUUCUUCUAUAUUGAUCCAGAAUAUCAACAAACAGGAAUGCUUGGUGUAAAAUCUGAUGUCUAUUCCCUAGGAAUCGUGCUUUUACAGCUGUUAACAGCCAAGUCCCCAAUGGGCCUGACUCACCAGGUUCAAAACUCUAUUGAGAAUGGCACUUUCACAGAGAUGUUGGACCCAGCUGUGCCUGAUUGGCCAGUUGAAGAAGCCUUACGCUUUGCAAAGUUAGCACUACAAUGUGCAGAGCUCAGACGAAAAGACAGGCCAGAUCUUUGCAAGGAAGUAUUGCCAGAACUUUUCAGAAUGAAAGAACUAGCUGAAGAAAAGAUGAACAACAUCCUCGUAGGUGGCAGUGCUUACCCCUCCCCCAAUCAUAGUGAUGCUCUAGUGCAACUGGAUGUUAUGAGUGAUUCGGAACUUGUGAACUCGGGAAUCUCAAAGAGCAGAUCAAGCACAUCGUCCCUGAAGGAAUAAAAUCAAAUAUUUUUUUGUAACCAUUCUUGGCAGAAAGCAGGAAGAUCAGAACAUAAAGGUUCUUUUAUUUACCUUGAUAACAGGGUAAUGCCAGCAGGUCAAUUAGUCAAAGUUGGUCCACGGCAGUAUGUGAAGUUGUUCGACUAACCACAUAGACCAGAUGAUUCAUUUUUGUUAUCUAUAUUCACAUAUUUGACGAGGUUCAAAAGGUUUCCUCUGAACGUACAAGGUGAAGGUUACAAAGUGAAAUUUUGUUUUCCUGUAAAUAGUGUUCCAUAAUGAAUUGCAAAAAAACGUGGUGUUCAUUAACAUACACAUACCAUUUCCAUAUGUGUUGAGA
Molecule: messenger RNA, 2626 nt
Organism: Juglans regia (Persian walnut)
Lineage: Eukaryota; Viridiplantae; Streptophyta; Magnoliopsida; Fagales; Juglandaceae
Product: U-box domain-containing protein 52-like
Exons: 9
Coding region: 1-2286 (761 amino acids)
Biological process (GO): protein phosphorylation
Molecular function (GO): protein kinase activity; ATP binding
Source: RefSeq, a predicted model, not a curated record